AUGAGCCCACCAGUUGCUGUGUGCACCUCUUCGCCGGGCACUGCUGUGUUCCUCCCCGUCUCUUCUUCCGGGUGCUGGGACGAUCUGACCGUCUCGCUCCUGCCGUCGCGCUUCCCUGCUCAAGCAGACCUGUCCGCUGGUGGACAGCCUGCGGUGCCUGAUGCUAAGAUGUCGGAGACGGAACAGAAGUACGAUGUGCUGGAGAAGAUUGGUCAUGGGUCCUUUGGCGUGAUCCGCAAGGUGCGGCGUCGGGAAGACGGCAUGGUGCUCUGCCGCAAGGAGAUCAGCUAUCUGAAGAUGUCGCAGAAGGAGCGCGAGCAGCUGCACGCCGAGUUCCAGAUCCUGUCGACGCUGCGGCACGCCAACAUUGUGGGCUACUACCACCGGGAACACCUCAAGGUCACGCAGGACCUGCAUCUGUACAUGGAAUACUGCGGCAACGGCGAUCUGGGCCGCGUGAUCCGCGAGCUCAGCCAGAAGAACCAGUACGCAGAAGAGUCGUUUGUGUGGAGCAUCUUUGCCCAGCUGGUGACGGCCCUGUACCGGUGUCACUACGGCGUAGACCCGCCUGAGGUCGGCAAGAACGUGCUGGGGCUGGGCAACGCGGCCAAGCCGAAGGUGCCGGCGGGCGGUGUGACGAUCCUACACCGGGAUCUGAAGCCGGAGAACGUCUUUCUCGGCGAGGACAACUCGGUCAAGCUGGGCGACUUUGGCCUGGCCAAAAUGAUCCAGUCACAUGACUUUGCGUCGACAUAUGUGGGUACGCCCUUUUACAUGUCGCCGGAGAUCUGCGCGGCCGAAAAGUACACGCUCAAGUCGGACAUCUGGUCGCUGGGCUGCAUCAUCUACGAGCUCUGCGCGCGCGAGCCGCCGUUCAACGCCAAGUCGCACUACCAGCUGGUGCAGAAGAUCAAGGAGGGCAAGCUAGCCCCGCUGCCGGUGGUCUACUCGCCCGAGCUGUGCACGGUGGUGCGCGACUGUCUAAAGGUGAACCCGGACCGGCGGCCGGACACGGCGACGCUGCUGAACCUGCCGGUCGUGCGGCUGAUGCGCAAGGAGAAGGAGGUGGUGGAGAUGAGCCGGGUGCUCAAGGCCAAGGAAGACCAGCUCGGCCGUCGCGUGCGCGAGCUGGAGCGCAAGAUGGAGGCCGACAAGCAGCAGCUGCGCCACGAGCUGGACGCGAGCAUGCGGCGCGAGUGGGAGGUCAAGGCCCGCCUGGAGAUUGAUCGCCUGGUCAACGCCGAGCUCGACCACCUGCAGAAGAAGUUUGAGCAAGAGGUGCGGGCCCGCGUCGAGGCCGAGCUGGUCGUGGCCCAGAAGAAGAUGGUGGCCGAGGCAGAAGCAGCAGCAGCUGAAGCGGCAGCUGCAGUGGCAGCAGCACAAGCACAGGCACAGGCACAGGCACAAGCCCAGGCACAAGCACAAGCACAAGCACAAGCAGCACAAACAGCACAGGCAUCGUCUGUCUCGUUUGCAGCCCCGCGACUGCCACCGCCAUCGUCGUCGGUCGAUCUGGAACUGUCGUCAUCGGUCAGCAAGUCAGAGUAUAACAUGCACUCGUCCAUCGACGACUUCAGCGGCGACGAAGACGGUUUUCCAUCGACGGCCGACAUUACCGACAUCACGGAGCUGUCGGUGGACGAGUCGCAGUCCACAGCAGCAACAGCAGCAGCAGCAGCAAAAUCGGUCUCUUCAUCCGACAGCAGUUCUGCCGUCACGACGACGACGACUACGUUUGCCAAGCGCCAGAACGCACCGCCCGUGCCGCAGGCCCGCACGCCCUUUCACCGGGCGCAGACCAUGUUUGCCGGCACGCCGAUGGACGUCGAGAUGGCGUCGCCGUCGCCCAUGGCCAUCGCGUCGCUGUCGCUGUCGCCACGACGCAACGCCGCCACCAAGGCGCCCACCACCAGCUCGGGCAACAUUUUUGCCGUGGGCGACGAUCAGCGAUGGCACGGUGGCCCGCGCGAGACGCUGUCGGACUGGGACUCGGAUGACGAGGCCGGCAUCCCGUCGCCGACCCGGCUGAUCAAGACGCGCAAGAACCUGUUCACGUCCAAGAAGCAGUCGCAGCAGACGACGGCCGGUCCGACGGCCGGUCCGACUGCGCGUCCGGGCGGUGGUCUGCUCUUUGGCCGUCCGCGGUCCAAAGGACCCGAAGCUGGCACCACGGCCACGGCCUCUUGCGAUUCGCCCGGUCGACAUCUGAGCAAGAUCUCGUCGCCUGGCAGCACCGGGGCGGACGGGCUCGGGCUCCUGGCCGUGGCCGACGGCGGGAUGCGCGUGCUGUCGCGGAAGACGUCAUUCAACAAAGAAGCGACGGUGCAGCCGCAGCAGCAGCCGGCACCAUCACAACAACCGGCUUCGGUUCUGGGACAUGGCUUAGUCAGCAAACAGAAGCCGGGGAUCCGGGGACGAACGCUGGUGGAGCUGCAGCAGGCGCGCGCCGGCGGACGGCCAAUGGUGAUCGAUGGUCACAGCAGCGGCAGCAGCAGCAGCGGCUCCGGCAACAUGAGCCCAAGGCGGCCGUUCCGCGAGCACGCAGCGGCAGCCAACCGCGGCGGCCUCUCGAUGGAGUCGCCGGCCGUCUGGGACCCAGAGCAGGACGAGAUGCCAAGCCCGUUUCUGGUGCGGCGCAAGAUGAUCGCCGUCGUACCGGUGUCGAUGGGCGGGAGCAGCAGCAGCAGGGCGUGA
Grosmannia clavigera kw1407 is the source of this 2694-nucleotide messenger RNA. Its product is annotated as g2-specific protein kinase. The record is from RefSeq and is a predicted model, not a curated record. The coding region runs from base 1 to 2694 and encodes 897 amino acids. Gene Ontology annotation, molecular function: protein kinase activity; ATP binding. Gene Ontology annotation, biological process: protein phosphorylation. NCBI's taxonomy places the organism in Eukaryota, Fungi, Ascomycota, Sordariomycetes, Ophiostomatales, Ophiostomataceae. The transcript is spliced from 4 exons.